This is a messenger RNA of Moneuplotes crassus, 574 nucleotides long. The record is from the annotation of a GenBank genome assembly. Lineage: Eukaryota; Ciliophora; Spirotrichea; Euplotida; Euplotidae.
UCUCCUUAACUACUCAAAUAGUUACUAGGAUACACCAUCGAAUUCUGCAGGAAGAGAAUGCAGAAACUCACUUUUCUUUUGCAGAACCUCAUUUUCCUCUCUACCUGAUGGUUCUAAGGUAUUAGACAACCUCAAAAACUCUGGAGACGAAGAUGAAAACAAUAUUUACUUGCCGGGUCAUAGGUGAAGAACUCAAGAGGUGAAGAUGACAAAAGCGCUCAAUCAAGUCAAGGAAAACAUGAAGUACUUGGCAAAACUGAACAGUUCAUUGACUCACUAUACAGCAAGGCUCCUGAAGUAUCAAGGAUUCACUUUCAGGAUUAACUGAUUCUGCAUCGAUUUUAUUUUUUAUUGUCUGUUUCCAUUCCAUCUUUCAGAAUUUUUGAAUUUAUUGAGAACUUUCCCUUAAACUAAAUAAAUGAUCCAGCUGGGUGUCUUUAAAACAUUUGACAAUGUGGAUGAUCUAUGGGGUUCCUUCUUAAGCUUAUCUCUUAUUGGCCUGAUAUCAGGCUCAUUUUUAGAAAUUUAUUAUGACUUUAUUACCUAGGUAGUAUUAGAUUCGUUUUAGCUUUCA